Brassicogethes aeneus is the source of this 2188-nucleotide messenger RNA. The record is from the annotation of a GenBank genome assembly. Lineage: Eukaryota; Metazoa; Arthropoda; Insecta; Coleoptera; Nitidulidae.
GGUAAAUAAUAUUUUGUCUUUAUUUUAAGCCUAGAAUUUAUCUAGGAUUUUAAGGGGUAAUUUGGAUUUUCUAGCCAUGUCUAAUAAACGAAAGCCUGAGUCUCAGGUGCCCCAAGAAGAAAGUGAUCUGUUAAUUAUAAAGCCACUUGGGGCUGGUCAAGAAGUCGGUAGAUCAUGUAUUAUGUUGGAGUUUAAAGGAAAGAAAAUAAUGUUGGAUUGUGGAAUACAUCCUGGUUUAUCUGGGAUGGAUGCUUUACCAUUUGUGGAUUUAAUCGAAGCAGAUGAAAUAGAUUUGCUGUUAAUUUCACAUUUUCAUUUGGAUCAUUGUGGAGCUUUACCAUGGUUUUUAUUAAAAACUAGUUUUAAAGGCCGUUGUUUUAUGACACAUGCUACAAAGGCUAUUUAUAGGUGGUUACUUUCUGAUUACAUCAAAGUUAGUAAUAUAGCCACUGAACAAAUGCUUUAUACUGAAGCAGAUUUGGAAGCAAGUAUGGAUAAAAUUGAAACCAUUAAUUUUCAUGAGGAGAAAGAUGUUUUGGGGAUCAAAUUCUGGGCUUAUAAUGCAGGACAUGUUCUGGGAGCUGCAAUGUUUAUGAUUGAAAUUGCUGGGGUUAAGAUUUUAUAUACAGGAGAUUUUUCAAGACAAGAGGACAGACAUUUGAUGGCAGCUGAAAUACCAACUGUCCACCCGGAUGUUUUAAUAACAGAAUCGACAUAUGGAACUCACAUUCACGAAAAACGUGAAGAUCGUGAAAGCAGAUUUACAAAUUUAGUUCAUGAUAUUGUCAACAGAGGCGGGAGAUGUUUAAUACCGGUAUUCGCAUUGGGAAGAGCCCAGGAAUUGCUACUAAUAUUAGAUGAAUAUUGGAGUCAGCACCCAGAAUUACAUGAUAUACCCAUAUAUUAUGCUUCUUCAUUGGCAAAAAAAUGUAUGGCAGUUUAUCAGACUUACAUAAAUGCAAUGAAUGAUAAAAUUAAAAGACAAAUAGCUGUAAAUAAUCCGUUUGUUUUCAAGCACAUCUCUAACUUAAAGGGAAUUGAUCACUUUGAAGACAUAGGGCCAUGCGUCAUCAUGGCUUCACCCGGUAUGAUGCAGAGCGGACUAUCCAGAGAACUAUUCGAAUCUUGGUGCACUGAGUCAAAAAACGGUGUCAUCAUUGCCGGUUACUGCGUUGAGGGCACCUUGGCAAAAACCGUCCUAUCCGAACCAGAAGAAAUUACGACUAUGUUGGGGCAAAAGUUACCCUUAAAAAUGUCCGUUGAUUAUAUUUCAUUUUCCGCGCAUACUGAUUAUCAACAGACCAGUGAAUUUAUCAGGAUUUUAAAGCCGCCACAUGUUGUAUUGGUUCAUGGCGAGCAAAACGAGAUGAGCCGUUUGAAAGCGGCCCUCCAAAGGGAAUACGAAGACGACCCGAACACAACAAUUAAUUUGCAUAACCCCCGAAACACGCACUCGGUAGAACUGUACUUUAGAGGAGAAAAAACCGCCAAAGUCAUGGGCUCAUUGGCUGUUGAAGGCCCCAAGGCCGGAAAAACCCUUUCCGGUAUCCUUGUGAAGAGGAACUUCAACUACCACAUCUUGUCUGCAGAUGACCUGUCAAAAUACACCGACAUGAGUAUGAGCCAAAUAAUGCAAAGACAGAGUCUUCAUUACCAAGGCAACAUGGGUGUUUUAAGGCACAUGAUCACCCAGGUGGCUGGAUUGUUGGAACCAAUCGAUGGGGAUAAAAAAAUGAAGGCGUUUAACGCGGUCGAAAUAACUAUUGAACCGAAAAUUAUUACCUUGGAGUGGGAAGCUAAUCCAGUAAAUGAUAUGUAUGCUGAUGCAAUUGUAUCAGCUGUUCUUCAAGCAGAUUUAUUGGACAUUCCUAUUAAAAACAUGUAUACAAGUGUUAAAGUGGAUAGAAUGCAUUUUAAGGAAUGUUUAAUCGAAAUGCUUCAAGAAAUGUUUGGUGAAGAUUCUGUACCCAAAAUAUUUAAGGGAGAAAAAUUAUAUGUUACUGUGAAUGAUAAAAAAGCAGAUAUUGAUUUAACUAACUUGGAAGUUAAAUGUGCUGGAGAUGAAACAUUCCAACAAAUCGUCCAAACUGCCGUUUCAAAAUUAUACCAGUCCUUGGCCCCCCCUCAAAUUGAAACAACAUAAUUUUUUUGUUAUUGUUGAAAUUUUAAUUUUAAAUAAAAAUUUUUA